Molecule: messenger RNA, 1231 nt
Organism: Myzus persicae (green peach aphid)
Lineage: Eukaryota; Metazoa; Arthropoda; Insecta; Hemiptera; Aphididae
Product: high mobility group protein I-like
Exons: 4
Coding region: 214-549 (111 amino acids)
Biological process (GO): regulation of DNA-templated transcription
Molecular function (GO): DNA binding
Source: RefSeq, a predicted model, not a curated record
UUCACAAACCGCCGCCUUGCGUACCUUAUUGUGUAUACGCUUUUCCCUGGUCCGUCUCAACUCUCAGGUCGUCCAUUCCCCAUCUCGUCGCCGGUUGUUUGUUUUGCUCCAAAUAAUUGUAUUAAUUUUUGUACGUCUUUGACGCACUGAAGCCGCCGCUGCUGCUGUCUCCAGAAUAUUGACUACAUUUCCUGUAUUCAAAAAAUAAGCAUUAUGUCUGACGAUGGAGUUGUUGCAGAGAAGAGGAAUCGUGGAAGAGCUCCAAAGCUGAAUGACGUAAACGACAAAGACUCCAAAGAAACUAAAAAACGCGGCAGACCAGCAAGCAAAGUACCAGCUAAAGCUGAUAAGAAAAUUGAAAAAGAAGGCGAAAAUGGUGAGCCAGCUGCCAAAAGAGGUCGCGGAAGGCCAAAGAAAGGUCAAACGAAGGCUAAAGCUCCAUCAUCGGGAAGAGGCCGAGGCAGACCACCAUCAAAAAAGGUAGAGAAGGAGGAAUCUGCAGAAGAUAAUGACGAAGAAGAAGAAGAAGAAGUAGAGGAUGAAGAUUAAAUUCAAAUUAAUUGUAUCUCAUACCAUAUACUUCGCCACUAAUUUUACAUUUAUUUAUUAAGGAUCAAGAAUAAUUUUAAUUUUUAAUUUAUUGAUUUCGGAACAAUUUAUAUAGGCUUAGAAUAGGUUUAUAAUUAUUUUGUUCUAUUUCGUAAUGUGAAAAGAAUUGACAAUUUAUAAAUAUUGUUUUUCAAAAUGAAAAAUUUUAAGAAAAAGAAAUUGUAAAGCAUUUAUAUUAUGUCAACCGUACAAUUGUUAAUCCAAUUUUUCAUUUGUCAUGUAUAUGAUUUAUUUUAUUUUAAUAUUAUGUAUAAAUAGUAGCCUACCCUACAAUUAUUGAAUGUAAUUUCGAUUACUUUUUAUACAUAUAUUUAUUUAUUUUUUUUUUAUCAUUUUCCAAUUGUCUAAUCUCUGCCAUUAUAUUUAUACUAUAAAAACAAACAAACAGUCUUAAUAUUUUUUGGUGCAUACAUUCGGAGUUACUCUUUCGUUACAUUAACCAACAGACUUAUGUAUUACAGAAACACAUAUUUUUAAAAAAAAUCUUUCAUGUCUAAUAGAUUAACUGUAUUGAUUUGUACUUAUUUACUUGCAUAUAAAUUUGAAAAUGACUACUGUACCUGAAAAUAUUGUGCAAAUAAUAAAAUAAUUUCAGAAUUAUAAUUGAUUCAACUAAUGAAAA